CAGCCACGUAUCACGUUUCUACGUGUCUCAAGCCUAAAAGAGGAAGUUACGCCAGGGAUUCGGGAGUGUAAGCGACAGACCUGAAAGAAUCCAGGCUGCCCGAGGAGAGGGGCGGUUAGACGGCAUUGGAAGGCGCCGGAAGUGGUCGUGCUGGGGCGGGGUAGGGAAAGGGGCUGGCGAGUCAGUUUACUUGGCUGCAGCCGGCCGCCUGGGUAGGGCGCACUUCCCCUCCGCUCCAAGAGCCUGGCCCGGUCUGCCUGAUUCGGUCAAGAUGGAUUUCAGGGAAAUUCUCAUGAUAGCUUCUAAAGCACAAGGAGUCAACAAUGUGCCGAAAAGGUAUAGUUUGGCAGUGGGUCCUCCCAAAAAAGACCCAAAAGUUAAGGGUGUCCAAUCAGCAGCUGUACAAGCUUUUCUCAGAAGAAAGGAAGAGGAGCUCAGACGAAAAGCCUUAGAGGAGAAAAGAAGAAAAGAACAACUAGUGAAAAAGCGAAUUGAGCUAAAACAUGACAAGAAAGCAAGAGCUAUGGCCAAGAGGACGAAGGAUAAUUUCCAUGGUUACAAUGGGAUUCCUGCUGAGGAAAAGCCCAAGAAGAGACAGGCAAUGGAAAGCCACACUGGUCAGGGAACAGACCAAGAGUACGAGAUGGAAGAAGAGGAUGAAUUCUUUGAAUACAAUCAAGCAGCAUCGGAGCAGGAGUAUGAGGAAGAGCAAGAACCUCCCAAAGUUGAAAGCAAACCAAAGGUCCCCCUUAAAAGUGCCCCACCACUCAUGAACUUCACUGAUCUGCUGAAGCUGGCUGAGAAAAAGCAGUACGAACCAGUGGAAAUCAAGGUAGUAAAGAAAACGGAAGAGCGGCCUAUGACUGCACAAGAACUUAAGGAGCGAGAAUUUCUUGAACGAAAGCAUAAGAAAAAGAAACCUGAGGCAGAUGCAAGACUACCUCCAACCAAAAAGGCACCCUCUCAGAAAGAAAGUGUGGGCACAAAACUUAGCAAAGUUUCUGGGGACAAACUUCCUUCUUCCAAAGGUGCUCGCCUUCCUCACACUGAGAAAAAAUCCAGACCCAGCACUGCUAAUGAGAAGCACUUGGGUUUGUCUUCAUCCAAAUCCAUGCCAGGAGAGAGGACCAAAGUGGAAUCUGGCAAGUGCUCCCAACCCCCGCUUUGUGCAGGCCAUGACAGACCUGUUUUCAAUGGGGCUGGAAAGGUCCACUCGAACACGUAUUCACCAGGUGUCCCAAAGACUUCUGCUAAAGGGACUCAGAAAUCUGCUCCUGAGCACAAAGCCAAAAAAUCUCCUCCCCAUCCUAGCCAUUCCAGGCCUGGGCCCAUGGUCACCCCACAUAACAAGGCUAAGAGUCCAGGUGUUAAGCAGCCAGGCAGCAGCUCCAGCUCAGCCCCUGGGCGGCCCAGCAUAGGGACUGCUCGGCCUACAGUUAGUUCUGGCUCCGUGCCCAGGCGCCAGAGUGGCAGCUCCAGCUCCGGACCUGAGCGAUCGGUUGUUGGGACCAAGAGGCCAGCCAGUCACUUAAAUCCUUCUGGACGGACAGUCAGUGGUACAAGUAGCCCUGGACGACCCAUCAGUGGCCCAGGUGCCUCUGGGAGAUCAGUAGUCAGCCCUGGUGGUCCUGGGCGGCAUCAUGUGAACACUCCACAUGACCUCCGACGACCAGUGAGUGGCUCAGUGCCCACCAGGCGUUCAGUCAGUGGCCCUGGGCAUUCAGUAAGUGGCUCAGUUCCAGCUGGACGGACUGUUGGUAAUUCAGGCCCUGGAAGACCAGGGAGCAGCUUGGGACCUGGGCGAACAGUUAGUAGCUCAGGACCCCCCUUGAAGCCCAGGUGCACUGUUGUCUCGGAAACAAUUUCUUCCAAGAAUAUCGUUAGCCGGCCCAGCAAUGGACAGAUGAAUGGAAUGAAGCCUUCCUUGUCUGCCUACAGAUCUCCCCAAGGUCCUCAAAGGCUUCCCUUUCCUAGUGCUUACAAAAGGCAGCGAGACUACGAAGAGGAGGAAGAUGAUGACUAUGACUCUGAAAUGGAAGAUUUUAUUGAAGAUGAAGGAGAAUCUCAGGAAGAAAUAUCCAAGCACAUUCGAGAAAUCUUUGGCUAUGACCGAAAAAAAUACAAAGAUGAAAGUGAUUAUGCCUUACGUUACAUGGAGAGUAGUUGGAAAGAGCAGCAGAAGGAAGAAGCGAGGAGUUUGAGACUAGGUAUGCAAGAGGACUUAGAGGAGAUGAAACGUGAGGAAGAAGAAAUUAAAUGCCGAAAGGGCAAGAAGCUGAAAAGGCGUUAGCUGCUGCUUUUAUUUUUGUGAAAUUCUGGAGACACUCUGCUGCAAGGAAGUCCUGCCUUCUGACUGGAGAAGCCCCUUUAUCAUUUUAGAUUUAUACUUGGGUCCUAAGGAGAAGGAAUGCAUACUGUAUAUUUUGAGCAUAAAGUAUUUUCAAAUACUUUCCAGGGUGAAAUCUGUAAUGCAGAUGACGUCCUGCCCAGUGAGUGCUCUUAUGCGGCAGGUGCCGGCCUUGCUCCUGAUGAGCUAUGCACUCUAGCGUGGGGCUACUCAACAGUCAGCCGAUCUUCCCUGUUCCUUUGCUAGGUUCGAAAGGAAACCAAGAUUGCUUCUUGACUUCCAUAAUUCUGCUGAUGCGUGAGUGGGGCAAUGGCCGGCUCCCAAACUUAUUUUCUUUUUAUGAGGAACCUGGCCCUUCCCUGAAUGUUGCCAGCAAUAAAGUGACCUGUACUAAUCUAUGCGUUUGGAUUGAGAACUUGAAAAUGUAGAGUAGGCUUUAUAAUUAUCAGAUGGAAGUCAUCUCUGUGACUUUGAAGUAAAAAGUAGAAUAAAUUAUAUUGUAUUCUGUAUUCAUGGAUUGGAUGCUGAGCAUUCUUAUUUGCUAAUUUAGGUGAUUAGGCAAUUAACAAAAAAUUCUCAAGUUAAAAUACAAGUUAGGCCAUUUAGUAUAAGAGUAUUCUUUUUCAAGCUUUCCUUUCAGAUUUAUUGUAAAAUAGACAAUGUCAUUUCUGAUUUUUAUCUAAAAAUUCAUUUUUAUAUUGAAGAAAAUAAUAUUUUACUCAAAAAUUAGAGUUGGAAGAGUAAUAGUUUAAAAAAGAAUAAGCAAGUGACAUGUGAGGCUGCCCUCCUCCCCAUCCACAUCCCCCACUGUAAAGAUGUUUCGGAAUCCAAGGUGCCCUUGUGUCCGUUGAUGUUAAUGACUUUUCAGUUUUAUCUUAAAAUUCCUUAGCAAGUAAUGGCAAAAACCAAAAACUAAAUUCCUGUCUAUCAAGAGCACCACUUUCUCUUUUUGCCCAUAUUGCACUUUUAUUUCAAACUAUGCACUGUGAAGAAAUGUUUGCCCCCCAAGUAGAGAAGGAUGUUUAUUUUACUGGGCUGUGUUCCACCUUUCUUCAAGUCCUAGCUAUAGACCUGCUAUCUCUUAAGCCUCAAAUCCAAGCAAUUCCACUCAGGCUGACUUAGGCUCUGGCUGGAGAGAAGCCAAGUCUCAAGGAAAGUCAGCAACAGAAAAUGAGAUGAUGGCGAUGGAGAGCAUUUGUCCUUGAUUCUAAAUGUGGAGGGUUGGGGACAGUGGGACAUAAGCUUAUAGAACAGCUCUACAAUGUUUUAGCUACUUAAGCCAUUGGGUGGUGAGGAUUAAGUAAGAAAAGUUGGUCUACAAAGAAUCCGUAUUCUUCAGUAGGUCCAAAACUUGUUUUAGUGUAUUCCUUUUUAUCCAUCAAGCUUUCUUUAUUCUCCAAGUUUGAGCAUUACAAUGACCAUCAUCUGCCUUCCUUUAUGGGUCAGCCGUGUGA
Molecule: messenger RNA, 3801 nt
Organism: Phyllostomus discolor (pale spear-nosed bat)
Lineage: Eukaryota; Metazoa; Chordata; Mammalia; Chiroptera; Phyllostomidae
Gene: SPTY2D1
Product: SPT2 chromatin protein domain containing 1
Exons: 6
Coding region: 272-2290 (672 amino acids)
Biological process (GO): nucleosome assembly; regulation of DNA-templated transcription
Cellular component (GO): nucleolus
Molecular function (GO): DNA binding; histone binding
Source: RefSeq, a predicted model, not a curated record